Daucus carota subsp. sativus is the source of this 558-nucleotide messenger RNA. RefSeq lists its product as uncharacterized. The record is from RefSeq and is a predicted model, not a curated record. The transcript has a single exon. Lineage: Eukaryota; Viridiplantae; Streptophyta; Magnoliopsida; Apiales; Apiaceae. Bases 1 to 558 code for a protein of 185 amino acids.
AUGGCAGGACAAUAUUCAGAUGACGAAUCUUACGAUGACUAUAGUAACACUUACUCCGAGUCCACCCGAGAGUAUUCAGAUGACGAAUCUUAUGGUGACCGUGGUAUCAGUUAUUCAAAGUCCUACACGCCAGAAUAUUCAGACGACGAAUCUUAUGACAACUACGUCGAAUCCAAGGCUAACAGCGGAGAAUACUCAGAUGAUGAUUCGUAUGCUCUUGGUGACUACGGCACCACCUACUCAGGAUCCAAGGCUGGAAGUCAGGUGAGUGUGCAUCAAGACACGUACCGAGUAAGAAAUGAGCACAAACAGAGCGGGAGCUAUGAGCGCUUCACUGCGAAAGACAAGACGGUGCGUGGCGAACCCUUUGUGGAUAGGUAUGGUAACCGUGGUUACAAGAAUGAGCACACCACGACUUCAAAUUACAAAGUCGGGGAUAAACGGGGCUAUACUGAGUACCAGCGAGAGGACAAGGUGAAGCAUGUUGAUUUUAACAAAAGCAGCUAUAGCAACAACAACAAAGCUGUGAGGUCCUACUCAAAAUAUCGCAAGUAUUAG